Messenger RNA from Rhea pennata, 2826 nucleotides. It is a transcript of the gene ENPEP, whose product is annotated as glutamyl aminopeptidase. The record is from RefSeq and is a predicted model, not a curated record. Bases 1 to 2826 code for a protein of 941 amino acids. NCBI's taxonomy places the organism in Eukaryota, Metazoa, Chordata, Aves, Rheiformes, Rheidae. Gene Ontology annotation, cellular component: plasma membrane; cytoplasm. Gene Ontology annotation, biological process: peptide catabolic process; proteolysis; regulation of blood pressure. Gene Ontology annotation, molecular function: metalloaminopeptidase activity; zinc ion binding; peptide binding. The transcript is spliced from 20 exons.
AUGGAGGGCAUGGAUUUUGAGGAUAAGAAGUCCAAGAAGUACUGCAUGAAGACAAAGCAUGUGGCCAUUAUCUGUGGCACCGUGGUCGUUGUAGGUCUAGCUGUGGGGCUUGGCGUGGGACUGAGCAGACCUAAACCUCAGCCAUCUCCAGAAGAUAUUGAGCAGCCAACAGUCCCUCCACCAGAGGAUCUGGGUCCUUGUCCUCCUAAAAAUGAUGAUACUGGGGAAUGGAGCCAUUUCAGGCUACCCACUUAUAUCAAGCCUGUCCACUAUGACCUGGAAGUGAAGCCUGAAAUGGAGUUGGAUACUUACACCGGGACAGUCAAUAUUUCUAUUGCUUUGGAAAAACCUACCAGUUACCUGUGGCUCCAUCUGCGAGAGACCAAGAUUACAGAAAUGCCCACACUCAAGAAAUUUUCAGGACAGCAGAUUGCACUGAAUGACUGUUUUGAAUACAUACUUCAAGAGUACAUAGUGAUGAAGGCAGAAGCAGAGCUCUCUCCUGCUAGCGAAAGCGAGCCCUAUGUGCUUACCCUGAAAUUUCAAGGCUGGCUGAAUGGUUCCCUGGUUGGGUUUUACAGGACCACCUACACAGAGAACGGAAAGACCAAGAGCAUUGCAGCUACCGAUCAUGAGCCAACAGAUGCACGGAAAUCAUUUCCUUGCUUUGAUGAGCCCAACAAAAAGGCAACUUAUACUAUAUCUAUCAUUCAUCAACAAGAGUACCAAGCCCUUUCAAACAUGCCAGUACAGCAAACUGUACCUCUGGACAAUGGCUGGAUUCGGACAACUUUUGAGCAGUCAGUUCCCAUGAGCACGUACUUGGUAUGCUUUGCGGUGCACCAGUUUGAGUGGAUAGAGAAAAUAUCCGCUAGUGGAAAACCUCUGAGAGUGUAUGCACAGCCACUACAAAUACACACAGCAGAAUAUGCAGCAAACGUAACAAAAAUUGUGUUUGACUUCUUUGAAAAUUACUUUAAUUUGAGCUAUUCUCUUCCAAAACUAGAUAAAAUAGCUAUUCCAGAUUUUGGGACAGGCGCCAUGGAGAACUGGGGGCUGAUCACAUACAGAGAAACAAACCUGCUCUAUGAUCCCAAUGAGUCUGCCUCUUCCAACAAACAGAGAGUAGCAGCUGUGAUAGCCCAUGAGCUCGUUCAUCAGUGGUUUGGAAAUAUUGUGACCAUGGACUGGUGGGAUGACUUGUGGUUAAAUGAAGGAUUUGCCAGUUACUUUGAGUUCCUAGGAGUAAAUGUUGCAGAACCAGAUUGGCAAAUGCUUGACCAGGUUUUAAUUGAUGAUGUGCUUCCUGUAAUGAAGGAUGACUCUUUGCUGUCUUCACACCCAGUUGUGGUUGAUGUGUCGUCUCCAGCUGAAAUCACCUCUGUGUUUGAUGGGAUAUCCUACAGUAAGGGUGCGUCGAUUCUCCGAAUGCUUCAAGACUGGCUGACACCGGAGCUCUUCCAGAAAGGGUGUCAGUUAUAUUUGAAGGACAAUUAUUUCAAGAAUGCCAAGACAGACGAUUUCUGGGCAGCAUUGGAAACGGCAAGUAAUAAACCUGUGAAGGAAGUCAUGGACACAUGGACUAGGCAGAUGGGUUACCCUGUUUUGGAAAUGGGAACUAAUUCAGUGUUCACACAGAAACGUUUUCUCUUGGAUCCCCACGCAAAUGCUUCUUACCCUCCUUCUGAUCUCGGUUACAAAUGGAAUAUUCCAGUGAAAUGGGGACUUGGGAGUUCAAUGAAUUAUACUUUCUACAAUAAAUCAGAUUCUGCAGGAAUUACAGUAACAUCAUCUCCCAAUUCUUUUGCGAAAAUUAAUCUAGACCACAUUGGAUUAUAUCGGGUGAAUUAUAAUAGCCAAAACUGGGCUAAUUUAGCUAGUCUUCUGGUCAACAACCACACAAGAUUUUCAGCUGCUGACCGUGCAGGAAUUUUGGAUGAUGUCUUUUCUUUAGCAAGAGCUGGACUCGUGAAUUACUCUGUUCCUCUGGAGCUCACAAAAUACCUAACAAAUGAAACAGACUAUUUACCCUGGCAUAGAGCUAUAUCAGCUGUAACUUACCUCGCAGACAUGCUUGAAGACGAUACAAAUCUCUAUCUUCGGUUUAAGGACUAUUUUCGCUUCCUGGUAAAACCCAUUGUGAAUCAACUGGGCUGGAGUGAUUCUGGAAGCCAUUUGGAAAGGCUUCUUCGUGCAUCUGUUCUAGACUUUGCAUGCAGUGUUGAUGACACGGAAGCUUUGAACAGUGCUUCAGUCCACUUUGAGGAAUGGCUACGAGGAAAAAAUCCUCCUGUAAAUCUCCGACUCCUGGUGUAUCGCUAUGGGAUGCAGAACUCAGGCAAUGAGUCAUCUUGGAAUUACAUGUUCAAGAAAUACCAAGAUACUUCAUUAGCGCAAGAAAAAGAAAAGCUCCUCUAUGGCCUGGCAUCAGUGAAUAACAUCACCCUUUUGGACAGGUAUUUGAAAUAUAUUUACAAUACCAGCCUCAUCAAAAGUCAAGAUGUUUUCACAGUCCUGAGAUACAUCUCCUAUAACAGCUAUGGGAAAACAAUGGCCUGGGACUGGAUACGGCUCAACUGGGAAUACUUAGUUGGCAGAUUCACUAUCAAUGACAGAAACCUUGGCCGAAUAGUAACCAUUACACAAACCUUCAACACAGACCUCCAGCUUUGGCAGAUGGAAAAUUUCUUUGAGAAAUACACUAAUGCAGGAGCAGGAGAAUCACCCAGGAAGCAGUCAAUUGAGCAGGUGAAGAACAAUAUCGAAUGGCUAAAAGAAAAUAAGGAAGACAUACAGACAUGGCUAGAAAGGUGGCCACACUCUUAA